Molecule: messenger RNA, 1116 nt
Organism: Hyaloscypha bicolor E
Lineage: Eukaryota; Fungi; Ascomycota; Leotiomycetes; Helotiales; Hyaloscyphaceae
Product: DAK1/DegV-like protein
Exons: 3
Coding region: 1-1116 (371 amino acids)
Biological process (GO): glycerol catabolic process
Cellular component (GO): cytosol
Molecular function (GO): glycerone kinase activity
Source: RefSeq, a predicted model, not a curated record
AUGGUUGCAGAUACCCUAACAAAACAGCCAGCGAGGGAAACUUUCCACUUCAUCAACGACCCAGGAGAUGCAAUAAAUGAAGCAGCAAUUGGGCUCACAGAGCACAAUCCGAAUCUCAGCUACUCCCCUACGCAUAAGAUUGUGUACCGGAGCGAUUUAGAUGCGUUCAGACAAGACCAUGUAACGACAAUUGGCUUCGCCGGAGGAGGGCACGAGCCUAUGUUCGCCGGCUUCGUUGGGCCCUCCUUCCUCUCCUGCUCCGUCUCGGGCAACAUGUUCGCAUCUCCAACAGCCGCACAAAUCUUCGCCGCCAUCCAACUGUGCCAACCACCCAAUGCACCAUCGAAAGGUACCUUGGUCGUAUGUGGAAACUACACAGGCGAUAUUCUCAACGCUGGUUUGGCAAUCACGCGUGCAACAGCAGCGGGAUACAAAGUCCGCUUCAUCCCCAUCGGCGACGACGUCGCAGUCGGAAAGAAGAAAGGUGGAAAAGUCGGUAGACGCGGGUUAAGUGGUCAUGUCGUAGGCUUGAAGAUCGCAUGUGCGUUGGCGAAUCAAGGGGAGUCUUUAGAGAGAGUAGGAGAUGUGAUGGAAUACAUCGCUGCCAAUUCGGGGACGAUUGCUGUCGCUUUUGACAGAGUCGCACUCCCAAACAACGUCAUAACAGAGAUCCAGAUCCUUCCACCAGCAACCAUCGAGCUGGGCCUGGGCUGCCAUGGCGAGCCUGGCCUCAGGUCAAUCUCGCCUGUUCCCAGUCCAGAAUCACUCACUCAAGAAAUGAUCAACCUCCUCACUGACACAUCUGAUCCCGAUCGAGGCUUUAUCCCCUUCCCCAAGAAUGGCAAGAGUGAAGCCGUUCUUCUGGUAAAUAGUUCGGGAAGUACUUCUGAUGAGGUGCUUGCUCGGUUUGCAGAGCUGGCUAUUGAGGAGUUGGAGAGUCGGGGGAUUACUGUGAGGAGAUUGACGUUGGGACCUAUGGUGACGAGUUUGAAACAGAGUGGGUUUGGGUUUACUGUUUGGAGAUUGCCUGGGUUUGAGGAGAAGGGGGUGCUGAGUAGAGAUGAGGCGUUGACGUGCUGGGAUAGGAAAGCGGAAACUGCUGCUUGGAGACAGUAA